Messenger RNA from Neohortaea acidophila, 840 nucleotides. RefSeq names its product prion-inhibition and propagation-domain-containing protein. Lineage: Eukaryota; Fungi; Ascomycota; Dothideomycetes; Mycosphaerellales; Teratosphaeriaceae. The record is from RefSeq and is a predicted model, not a curated record. The transcript has a single exon. The annotation marks the transcript as partial.
CCCGCCGACCACCCAGACUACGAAGCGCUGCUGACGGGCGUCAUUGUGCUCGCCAGCCUGUUCAGCAACUGCGUCGAGGCCUUCAACCUCAUUCACCCGAGCCAGCGAUGGGACAAGCAGGAGCAGCUGCUCAUCACCGCCCUCGGCCUGCAGCAGGCCCGUCUGCUCAUCUGGGGCGACACCGUCGGCAUCUCCUCGCCCCCGCCCACCGUCACAGACCGCGCUAUCCCCAAACACCCCUCUGCCGCCUACCCCGACCUCAACGAGCCUACCUUCUUCUCCGCCCGCGACCCCGCCCUCGAUCAGCCCGACACCCGGCAGAAGGUUGACGAAGCCCUGUCGGCCUUAGUCGAGCGCUCGGCGCACACGUCGCGCGAAGAGAUGAUGGAGCUCUAUGGUCUGCGGCCCCCCAAGCGCUUCACGGUCGAGUACCAGCCCGCCCUCGACGGCAAUCGCCUCGAGUCCUUCCGCGAGCGCCACGAGCUGCUCAAAGAGGUCGCCGAGAGCUACGCCCACCUCAACACCCGGCGCAACAGCUCCAUCGUCGCCUCCACCUGGGCCGUCUCCGACUACGCCAAGUUCGCCGACUUCAUCAAACUCACGCAGGAAAAGGUGGACUACCUCAUCGAGCUCACCGACAGCCAGGAGCGCGUGGACCGCGCCAUGUGCAUGGACAUCCGCGCCCUCGGCUGGCACUUGUCCGCCGACCGCGCGCGCGUCGCCCACGACCGCUCGAAGCUCAUCCUUGUCUUGGAGUACAGUCGGCAGGAGUAUCCGCAGUACGUCGACGCGGUAAACAUUGCUUUGCGCAACAUUGAGCGCGAGCGUCAGGAGAAUGCC